AAGAAGACAAUCCUGUCAAAGACAGACGGAGAGAGCAGCACAAAUGUUUAGAGAGAAUCGUGACAACUUGACCUCCAACUAAGAAUAGCAGAGACUUGAAUAGUGAGCUAGGUGCCACGGAGGCUGAGGAGCGAUGUAAUGCACUUAAGUGUGGAGAAUGCGAUGGAGGGUUACGACACACAGCAAAGUUUUGUUCUAAAAUUAAACAGUGAGGAGAAGCACAAGGUUUGACGUACUUUGAGCAUUCAUGUGGCGAUUUCUAAUUAUAUAACAAAACCAGACAGAAGGGGUGGUACGGCGCGGAGAUGCGAGUGCAAAGAAAACCUGGAACCCAGGGAGAAAUGUGUUGACGUGACAGUCGGGCUCCAUUCUGACCCCGGCGCCAUCGGUGAGCAGAAGCUGAAGCAGCCAGCAGCGGGGAGGAGAUGGAAACCUGGAGGAGAACCCUCUGAGGUUCAGCAUGCAUACCGAGGGGAAUUAUCACCCGAUUCAGAUUCAGCAAUGAGCAGUCUCUGUAAAACAUCGCCUAUGGAUUUCCAGGACUCAAAGAGAAUAGAUAUCGCAUGGAAAUCCAGGAUCCAUACCCUCAUCCAGAGUCCGUUACCCUGGACCAAGACCAUCAGACAGGAAACAAAUGAAGCAAGCCUGCUGGGCGACUCUCUGGAGACAUUCCUUUCCAAGAAAAGUGGACAAACUGCAUUCUGGGAAUUUCUAAAGUCGGAGUUCUGUGAGGAAAGUCUGGACUUUUGGCUGGCCUGUGAAGACUUUAAAACCUGUGACAGCCCUGAGGAACGAACUCAGAGGGCAGCCGUGAUCUACGAGGAGUUCGUCAGGGACGACUCUCCCAAACAGGUAAACUUGGAUUUCUACACGAGAGACAUCAUCAGUCAGAGUCUCCUGCAGCCAAGUCAGUCAUGCUUCGACGUGGCACAGAGGAAAAUCUACAGCCUAAUGGAGAAUGGCGCCUUCCCACGGUUUCUUCAGUCCGAGCAAUACAAACUCUCGCUGGCUUCGACCCUGAAGCAGAGGGGCCUUGGGAAGUCCUGCAAGGCCUCGAGGAAAAUGAAAGCUGGAGGUGUAAUACAGCGAGAUUCAAAGGCAGUGGUCCUCUGGAAUGACCUCUGCCUGCUGCAGAAAGACUGACAUCGCACGUGCCGCUGUGGAAAGCUGCACCGAAGAAGAAGUAUUGUUUUUUUCUGCAGCGUUGGGGUACCUCUCCUCUACUCUCCUCCAAACAUCACAGCAGCCUGACGUCUCGCAAGGCUGAAAGCUGUGUCAGUGAAAUGGAUAUAAAAUACAGCAUGGAGCGCCGUGAAAACUCAGCUGUGAUUUCUGCAAACAAAAAAAACAGCUAUCCUUUACAGACCUACAGUAUAAAGGAAACUUAGACGGCUGCACAAGUUUUCUUUUCCGUAUUUUGUGAAUGUAGUAUUAAUUUAUGAAAA
This is a messenger RNA of Salarias fasciatus (jewelled blenny), 1445 nucleotides long. Its product is annotated as regulator of G-protein signaling 21-like. The coding region runs from base 502 to 1143 and encodes 213 amino acids. The transcript is spliced from 5 exons. NCBI's taxonomy places the organism in Eukaryota, Metazoa, Chordata, Actinopteri, Blenniiformes, Blenniidae. The record is from RefSeq and is a predicted model, not a curated record.